Asterias rubens (European starfish) is the source of this 1440-nucleotide messenger RNA. Its product is annotated as plexin-A4-like. Gene Ontology annotation, cellular component: semaphorin receptor complex. The transcript has a single exon. The coding region runs from base 330 to 1391 and encodes 353 amino acids. Gene Ontology annotation, molecular function: protein binding; semaphorin receptor activity. Gene Ontology annotation, biological process: positive regulation of axonogenesis; regulation of cell migration; negative regulation of cell adhesion. The record is from RefSeq and is a predicted model, not a curated record. NCBI's taxonomy places the organism in Eukaryota, Metazoa, Echinodermata, Asteroidea, Forcipulatida, Asteriidae.
CUUUACUGAGUCCCGGAAUACUGAACACGGCGGAAGACUGAAACCGCCACACCUGGUCAUGUUCAUCGGUAUAAUACCUUUUUCUUAUAAUGGCAUCACCCAAACACGGAAAUAAAACACAGGUGAUGAUUUGAUAAUGUGACUGGGUUUCUAAAAAAUCACACCGAACAUAAACUUACAUCACUUAAGCAUAGCUACAGCCCCGACCUCCGAAUCAGUGAAGCGUCGAACCUGCAUGUAGAUUAUACAUUUACCAAAUCUGCAGUGCUGAAUAGACAGUGACAUUUUAGUCACUGCGAUCUGGUGAAAAUCGGGCGAUAAUUGUGACCAUGAUGGAGCAUAAACUGGGAUUAGCAGUCCUGUUCACAUCGUUUUUUCUCUGGCUCUACUUCGACACCGCGUCAGCACAGCGUACAGGGAGCCUGUCUGUGUAUACGAUAUCAUCUUUCCAAAACCCAGACAUCAACACCAACAAACUGAAUCAUAUUCUUCUUCAUAGCCAAUCGGGUAGUGUGUACGUUGGGGCGGUUAACGCAAUGUACCGGCUCAACAACGACUUGGAACAUCAGAGUUAUGCAAGUACAACGCCCACUUGCGAAGAUGAACGGAAUUGUGUAAACCACAAUGAAAUACUCAUUGUUGAACCGUUGAGGAAUGCACUGAUUACUUGUGGGAGCUACACUGGGCGAUGUCAGCUGAGACAUAUCGAGGAAUUGACGGUUACCGCUGAUAUUGAUAACUAUGUAGCAUCAAAUGAAGACAAGACAACAAUUGGUAUCUUGGCACCGGGACCUGGGAAUACGGACUGGUUGUAUGUUGCUGCUACUUUUAGAAGUACUUCUCCUAAAUUCAUUAUUCCUCCAGUAUCAAGGAGAACUUUGAGGCUGGAAGUACCAGAUGCACUACUACUGUUAGCAAGAAAAGACGAUGAUACAGUCAAUUUCAAUAUCCGCUAUCGGAGUGACCCUUUUGACAUUACUUAUGUGCAUGGUUUUUCAUUAAAUGGCUUCGUUUAUUAUGUCACUCAUCAAAACGGCUUGUCCAAAGUGGUACGGGUUUGUCACCAGGCUGACAGGCCAGUGUCACACCGUCCAAACUUGGAUGCCUACACGGAGAUUACCAUACAAUGUGGCCGAGGAUCGAGUGUGUUUCCCUUAGCCCAAGCAUCUCAUGUGGGACCAGCAGGACCCAACAUCGCUACGUCAUUGGGAAUUGACUCAAGUGACUUGAUGCUGUAUGCAGUCUUCACCAAGGAUGACAGCUCGGCUCUCUGUAUGUUCAGUAUGAGCGACAUAGAGGGUGCAUUUCUUACCGCUGUUGGUAACUGCGUUAGGGGGACUGGGGGAGUCAGCGUCAGCUAUCUGGAUAUGGAAAUAGAUGUAGUUCCAUAGUAAGUUCCAGAAUGUUGUCGAGCGGGGCACAUUUCUUAUUAAAUGUUGA